CAACGCGAUUUAAAAACCGAUAACCGAUACUUUCAAAUAACGCAUCCAAACAUCGACGACGCAAUUUGCGCAUUUUAAACGCUAGCGGCAAAGCAAUCCAGUUUUGUUGAAAAUUCCGAUCAAAAAUCGUGGGAAAAAAAUUUGUACUUAAAAACGAGAUGCAGGGACUGUUCAGCGAUCCGGCGCUGGAGCGCCACUUCACGGGCCACUCGGGCGGCAUCACGCAGCUGCGCUUUGGUCCCGAUGGCAACCAGAUCGCCACCUCGUCCACGGACUCCACGGUGAUCCUGUGGAACCUCAGCCAGGCGGCCCGCUGCAUUCGCUUCGCAUCGCACUCGGCGCCGGUGAACGGAGUGGCCUGGUCGCCAAAGGGCAACCUGGUGGCCUCCGCCGGACACGACCGCACCGUGAAGAUCUGGGAGCCCAAGCUGCGCGGCGUUUCCGGAGAGUUUUUGGCCCACGGCAAGGCGGUGCGCAGUGUGGACUUCGACUCCACCGGUCACUUAAUGCUCACCGCCUCGGAUGACAAGUCGGCGAAGAUAUGGCGCGUUGCCAGGAGGCAGUUUGUGACUUCGUUUGCACAGCAAAACAACUGGGUGCGCAGCGCCAAGUUCAGUCCCAAUGGCAAACUGGUGGCCACUGCCAGCGAUGACAAGUCGGUGAGGAUUUACGACGUGGACAGUGGUGAGUGCGUGCGCACCUUCACCGAGGAACGAGGCGCUCCACGGCAACUGGCCUGGCAUCCUUGGGGCAACAUGUUGGCCGUCGCCCUCGGCUGCAACCGCAUCAAAAUCUUCGACGUAGCCGGCAGCCAGCUGCUGCAGCUUUACGUGGUGCACUCGGCGCCGGUCAACGACGUGGCCUUUCAUCCCAGCGGACACUUCCUGCUCUCCGGCAGCGACGACCGCACCAUCCGCAUUCUGGACCUGCUGGAGGGAAGGCCCAUCUACACUUUAACGGGCCACACUGAUGCGGUCAAUGCGGUGGCAUUCAGUCGCGAUGGCGACAAGUUUGCCACCGGUGGUAGUGAUCGUCAGCUCCUGGUCUGGCAGUCGAAUCUACACACCUACGAUGCUUCCCAGUUUGAAGCCAAGUCUGCCUUGGCUUCCUCCAGUUGCGAGUCCAGUGGCGUCUCUUCGAAACAGAGCGUUGGCAGUGCGACCUCCAAGUCCAAUGACCUCAGUAUCCGCAUUGAUCCACGCCAAUCGCUGGCCUAUCAGCUCUCGGAGGAGAACUUUCAGGUGCUCGAUAGUAAACACUCGACUCAGCCGGAGAAGGUGCUCAGUCAUGGCAUGGACUUCAAGCAGCAUAUCCCAAGUCCGCGCUUUUAACCAACACGUUCAGUAGCCUUCAGUAGCGCACAUAACCAGCCGAACCUUCCGCAGGUAUUGGACGUGUCCUUCGAAUCCGGGUCGGACUUGUGCUCCUGUUCUGCGCGGCUGGACGAGAUCAGCAAACUGCUGGCCAUGAUCGAUGAGCGUGUGCGGCGAUUGGAGGGCAUAUACUCUUUAUAGCCUUCUUAGAUCCCUGAAAUACAAAUAAGCGUAGUAUAAUUCCUGUAGCGAUCAUAAUUGAUAGCGAUCCUUGAUAACAAUUUCGUUAAGUUAUUUUCUAUGACGUAUUUUAUAAAAAGCUAUUUACAAAUUGUGAAUCGAUUCCUAUGAAGGCUUUUUCAUGUUCAUAUAUAAACCUUUGCUUUAAGGACCAAUUUUCCGGUUGCCUUGGCUUUUUAAAAUACAUUUGUUUUCAUAAGGAA
Molecule: messenger RNA, 1756 nt
Organism: Drosophila erecta
Lineage: Eukaryota; Metazoa; Arthropoda; Insecta; Diptera; Drosophilidae
Gene: Poc1
Product: POC1 centriolar protein homolog
Exons: 2
Coding region: 159-1331 (390 amino acids)
Biological process (GO): cilium assembly
Cellular component (GO): centriole; ciliary basal body
Molecular function (GO): protein binding
Source: RefSeq, a predicted model, not a curated record